AUGACGUACGAACCCGAAGAGUUCUCGCCGGCGACGCCGCCCUUCUUCGAGGACGGCGCCGGCGACGUCUGGGUUCCCCUCUACCGCCACUCGUGCACCUUUGGUCCCGACGUCUUCGUCGAAAAGAUGGACAACAUGAUUCGGAACCCAAACCUCAACUCCAGCUGGCUGUUCCGCGCCGAUAUCCUCCACGACGAUCUAGAGGGUGUCGUCUCCGCCUCGCCGGACCUUCGACCUGUCGUGAGAGACGUCAAGGGCAUGCGAUGCCACCGAAGGCUCGUCCGGAAGCUGAUACCGAGAAACGACCGGCGCGAUGCGCCCCUGGACCAGACCUGCUCGUUUCACCACGAGGACUCGUCCGACGAAACGCUGCGGUCGCUGGUCCUCUAUCUGCCACACGCCUCUUCCGGUCCUGAGCUGCCCUUUUACCACCCCCAUGUCCGCGGAAUCGCUCACUUGCACGAGUGGGAUCCCGUGCGACAAUCUGGUUCGAUAUCGAUCCACUUCCUCCCCUUCGAGCCCGAGCACCUCGACGAUCCCAAGACCCGCCGGCCAGCCUACCACCUCCUUCACAUCCUCCACAAGCACGGCCACGGCGUGGGAUACGUCAAAAAGGUCCACCACGACAUUGUCGUCCCGCAGGCUACCUUCCAGGACCGCUACAUGCAGCUGAAGAACAAGUACGCCCGCGACCUGGUCCAGGGUUGGGCCGAAUCCACGGACCCGGCCAAGCAUGUUUUCGAGGACCUCGCCAUUGCCUCCUUCCUCAUCGGCCUCUGGGAGGACAUGUUCAAGGGCGGCAGCAAGUUUCCCGGCUUCGUCGACAUCGGCUGCGGCAACGGCUUGCUCGUCCACGUCCUCAACAAGGAAGGCUAUGCCGGAUGGGGCUUUGAUGCCAGGGCGCGCAAGUCUUGGGCGCAAUACCAGAGCCCCGUGCAGUGUUCCCCAUCCGGUCAGUCCUUGGAACAGCGACUGCUUCUGCCCAGCGUCGUCCCCACGCAGAGCGACAGCGCGACACCAGAACUCGACGGCGAUCUCGUUCACGACGGUGUCUUCCCCCAGGGAACAUUCAUCAUCUCCAAUCACGCCGACGAAUUGACGCCUUGGACCCCUAUCCUAGCCGCCCUCUCGCGUUGCCCCUUCCUCAUGAUUCCCUGCUGCAGCCACAGGCUCACGGGAGAAAAGUUUCGUGCGCCGGCGCCGCGCGACAAGUCGAAAUCCAGCUCGACGUUUGCCUCUCUCGUCGACUGGGUGACACGCAUCGGCGAGGACUGCGGCUGGCUGAUCGAGGUGGAAAUGAUGCGCAUUCCCAGCACCAGAAAUAUCGGCCUCCUGGGCAGGACUCGGGUCAAGGACGCUAUCGACAUUGACGUGGACGCCAUCCUCCGAAAGUACGGGGGGGUAGAUGGCUACUAUGACAACGUGGCGAAGCUGGUCAAGGCUGGGCCGAGAAGUCAUUGA
Drechmeria coniospora is the source of this 1461-nucleotide messenger RNA. Its product is annotated as tRNA -methyltransferase. Lineage: Eukaryota; Fungi; Ascomycota; Sordariomycetes; Hypocreales; Ophiocordycipitaceae. Gene Ontology annotation, biological process: tRNA methylation. Gene Ontology annotation, molecular function: tRNA (uridine) methyltransferase activity. The coding region runs from base 1 to 1461 and encodes 486 amino acids. The transcript has a single exon. The record is from RefSeq and is a predicted model, not a curated record.